ACUAAGGGGCUUCAGACUUGGGGAGGGGGUGUCUCCUGUCUCCCGUCCCCGGCCCGGACCUUGGGCUGUCUCCUCUUUGUGCCGAGAUUGCCUGUCCGAGCGGUCCGAGCUGGGUGGGAAUGGCCGGCUAUGUCAGGGCUCCCUGAGAGCAGAGACUCGGGCAUAGGACUGGCAGGAUCGGAUGAGCGGACCCGUGGAGAGGGUACUCGGCACGCCACGGUCUCGGGCUCCGCGGGUGGGAGAAGCAGGUGGUGGUGACGGGACCGGGUGGGGUGGACGCCAGGGUUCUGGGAACGUGCUGGCAGCCCAGACACCCGGGUUCAGAAAGUCCCCAAGGGAGGGUAUUUCCCCCGAGCUGCCUGGGGGCGGAGUGCAGGGUGGCGGCUGGGGGGCCGGAGAGGCGUGGCCGGAGCCGAGCUGGGAGGGGAGCCGGGACCUCUGAGACCGCUGAGACGCGCCCGGCGGCUCCCGCGGAGCUCCAUUUACCCUCUGCCCCCUGAUUCCCCUGCUCCCCUAGACCUCUCCACUCCCCGCCCCUCCUCACCGCCCCGACACCCCCUCAAGUCCCACCACCCCCUCUCGGGCGGGAUUCCCUGAUCUCCCUUCCCACUCUAACCGCCUCGGGGUAACGGUGGGGAAGCCUCGCCUGAACCCUAACACCCCCCACCACCACCACCUCCCCGUCUCCCUCUCUCUCCUCUCAUUCCGACUUUUUCCGCUCUUCUCUUCUCUCACAUCCUCGGGACUGUCUCUGAUACCAUUAACCCUGCGCUGCCAAAUCUGAAUCCCGCCGCUUUGCCCUGAAUCUCUAUUCUUCCUCUCAGGGCCACGACCCCACCCCCACUUGGCCCACAGCUUUUUCACUUUUGUUUUGUCCUUUCUUUGCCCUCCAUCUUCUCACUCUUUCCCUCUAUCUUUACCCUCAGCUCCUGUGCCUAUCUCUGUGUCCCACCUCUACCCCCUCUACUUCCUCUCCCCCCACCCCCAGUUUCACCUCUGGGCCUCUGGAGCCUCUCUUUCCUGUUCUCUGGCCCCAGCACUCCCUACCCUCACCUCAGCGCGACCAUGGCCACCAUCCCAGACUGGAAGCUACAGCUGCUAGCCCGCCGACGGCAGGAGGAGGCAGCCCUUCGUGGCCGGGAGAAGGCAGAGCGGGAGCGUCUGUCCCAGAUGCCAGCCUGGAAGCGGGGACUCCUGGAGCGUCGCCGAGCCAAGCUUGGUCUGUCUCCUGGAGAACCUAGCCCUGCACCUGGGACUACAGAGGCUGGACCUCCAGACUCAGAUGAGUCGGCUGUCCUCCUGGAGGCCAUUGGGCCAGUGCACCAGAACCGAUUCAUUCGGCAGGAGCGCCAGCAGCAGCAGCAACAGCAGCGGAAUGAAGAGUUACUUGCAGAGAGAAGGCCUGGGCCUUUGGAGGCCCGAGAUCGGAGACCGAGCCCUGGGGAGAUGCGGGAUCAGAGCCCCAAGGGAAGAGAGUCAAAAGAAGAGCGGCUCAGUCCCAGGGAGGCCAGAGAGAGGAGGCUGGGGAUAGGGGGAGCCCGAGAGUUGAGCCCCAGGCCUUUAGAGGCUUGGGACUGGAGGCAGAGCCCUGGAGAGGCUGGAGACAGGAGCUGCAGACUGUCAGAGGCCCGGAAAUGGAGGCUGAGCCCCGGAGAAACUCCAGAGUGGAGUCUGAGUCUGGCAGAGCCUGGAGAACAAAGCCCCAGGAGAAAAGAGGUGGUGGAAAGUAGACUGAGCCCUGCAGAGUCUGACAACCAGAAGUUGGGGCUGACGGAGUCGCAUAAAUGGAGGCCUGACUCUGGAGAGUCUCAGGAACAGAGUUUGGUACAACUGGAGGCAUCAGAGUGGAGGCUGAGCUCAGAAGAAGAAAGGAAAAACUGUUUGGAGGAAUGCGGGAGAAAAGAAGAGAGACCAGUUCCAAGGCUGGCCUCAGAAGAGAUUACAGAGCUGUCAGAGACCCUGACAAGGGAGGCUCCAGACAGCAGCUCCAGAGAAGUGGAGGCAGGAGAGCAAAGGCCCACCCCUUUGGAGGAUGGUGAGAGGGGCCUGAGGCUGACAGAAGGAUGGAAAUGGACCCUGAACUCUGGCAAGGCUCGAGAAUGGACACCCAGGGACACAGAGGCUCAGACUCAGAAACCAGUCCCCCCCGAGUCUGCUGAGAAGUAUUUGGGGCCUCUUGGUACUGAGGCUGGAGAAGGGGAGGCUGAGAAGGAGAAGGCGGGGGCUCAGGGCAGGCCUCUGAGAACCCUGCAGAACUACAGCUCUGUGCCCUCCCCCUUCCCACCAGAGGACGCUGGGACUGGAGACUCUAGAAGGCAGGAAGAGGAAGCAGUGGCUCUCCGGCCCCCACCAGCAGCCCCUCUGUCUCCCCCACCCCCAGCCCCACCUGCCCCCCAGCCCCCUGGGGAUCCCCUCAUGAACCGUCUGUUCUAUGGGGUGAAGGCAGGGCCAGGGGUGGGGGCCCCUCGCCGCAGUGGACACACCUUCACAGUCAACCCCCGGCGGUCCGUACCCCCUGCAGCCCCCACCACUCCUGCCACCCCAGCCACAGCUGAUGCGGCAGUCCCUGGAGCUGGGAAGAAGCGGUACCCGACUGCUGAGGAGAUCUUGGUUCUGGGGGGCUACCUCCGCCUCAGCCGCAGCUGCCUUGUCAAGGGGUCCCCUGAAAGGCAUCACAAACAGCUCAAGAUCUCCUUCAGCGAGACAGCAUUGGAGACCACGUACCAAUACCCCUCCGAGAGUUCGGUGCUGGAGGAGCUGGGCCCGGAGCCUGAGACUCCCAGUGCUUCCAGCCCCCCAGCGGCACAACCCGACGACGAGGAGGAUGAGGAGGAGCUGCUGCUGCUCCAGCGGGAGCUCCAGGGCGGGCUGCGCACCAAGGCCCUGAUCGUGGAUGAGUCCUGUCGGAGGUGACCUUCUUUCAACUGGAAGGAACUGAAGAUCCUGGAGCCCAGAAGACUGAGAAUAGAGAGACCCUGAAAAUGAGCUUGGCAGGGAAGGGCAACUGACAUCUUCCAACUUGCUUUCCUCAUCCUGUUUUUGGGGGCAGAGCUAGUCUCCCAGUUUCCACCCUCACCAAAGGUCCCUGGUUUGAGUGUGUCAGAUGUGCUGAUGGCAUCCUAGAUGAUUCAAACGUGAGCAUCAAGUCCUGAGGAGGAUCAUAGCACUCACUGGGGCUGGAGGUGGAGUACCUCCUCCACCUCCAUGGGUGGGUUAUCCUCUCCCUUCAGCUUCCUUGACUCCCAACCAUACCCUGGGGGCUCAUAGGAUUUAAGCACUCAUCCUGGGCAGCCUGCCUCCACUCCAUUUACAAGCCCCUCUCCUUCCUAUUCUGUAGGCCACUGCCCCUUUGUUUAUACCUCCUGCCUCCUCUCUUGACCACCAGCCUGGUUUACAAACCCCAUUAGCUGCCUGCCCCACCUGUCAAAGUCCCAGGUUUACAACCACACCUACUUAUUGAGUCCAUGUGGAACCCUCUCCCUUGUCCCUGGCGCUUGCCUCAUUGGGGGUGUGGCUUCCUCCACUUUUGCUCAGUAUUACUGUACCUCAGUUUUCCCCAAGAAGGAAGGCUGGGGAUCUUAGCCCUGUACCCCCCAUCUAAUUAUUUAAUUCUGUUCCUUCCAGUGGUCCACAACUGAAUUGAAUUGCAAGGGUGAGGGAUGACUAAUAAGGCACCUCUUCCCCAUUUCUCCUUCCUUAUCAACUGCCUGUUUUGUUUGUUUGUUUUUUAAGUUUUCCUUAAUAAAAUGGAGUUCUCUCCAA
Enhydra lutris kenyoni (northern sea otter) is the source of this 3762-nucleotide messenger RNA. Its product is annotated as protein phosphatase 1 regulatory subunit 18. NCBI's taxonomy places the organism in Eukaryota, Metazoa, Chordata, Mammalia, Carnivora, Mustelidae. Gene Ontology annotation, molecular function: phosphatase binding. The transcript is spliced from 3 exons. The record is from RefSeq and is a predicted model, not a curated record. Bases 1066 to 2913 code for a protein of 615 amino acids.